Messenger RNA from Phycomyces blakesleeanus NRRL 1555(-), 1155 nucleotides. RefSeq lists its product as hypothetical. The coding region runs from base 1 to 1155 and encodes 384 amino acids. Gene Ontology annotation, cellular component: mitochondrial large ribosomal subunit. NCBI's taxonomy places the organism in Eukaryota, Fungi, Mucoromycota, Mucoromycetes, Mucorales, Phycomycetaceae. The record is from RefSeq and is a predicted model, not a curated record. Gene Ontology annotation, molecular function: methyltransferase activity. Gene Ontology annotation, biological process: rRNA methylation. The transcript has a single exon.
AUGUCAGAUACCGAACAGCCUGUGGUGGAUCAGGAAACCCCUGAAAAGGGAAAGCAUCAACGCCAGCGCAAAACAGACACCAAGAAGAAGCCGGUAUCAAAGAAAAAAGAAAAGGCUCAGCAGAGAGAACACGAGCGACUCAAGGCAGCUACAGCGACAUUCAACAGAUUCUAUGAAAAUGAGUUUGGACCUGAGCGCUGGCCCGUAUUACUCGAGGCAAUGAAGAAACCUGUACGUCAUUGCAUGAUGAUGAACAAGUAUGCACAUCCCGAGGAUGUACUUGCAAAACUUACGCCCUUGAAAGAUGAUCUCAGAAGUCUUGAUUUCUUGUCAAUUCCCUGUUAUGCUUCUACCCUCCCACGAUUCCCUCAUCCAUCCAAGGAUCGUGCCAAUAUUACCGAUUGCUACAUUCUCGAUGCUGGAUCAGUGCUGGCCACCGAGGCAUUGGACAUUCAACCCCACGAUCGUGUACUUGAUCUGUGUGCUGCCCCGGGUGGAAAGUCACUCGCCAUUCUCCAACGCUUGUCUGAUUACGGAAACCUGACAGUAAAUGAGAUUUCACCCGAUCGUCGUCGCCGUCUUCGCCAAGUUAUGGAUAAUUAUGUGCCACCCAAGGUUGCCCAAGAACAUGUGAAUGUGUUGGGUAAAGAUGGAACCAGAUUUUACCAUGAUCCAGAACAGUAUGACAAGGUACUUCUUGACGCACCUUGUUCAUCCGAACGCCAUCUUUUACAUGACGAAAAAGAGUUUGAGCAGUGGACACCUAAACGUACCAUACAAAAUGCCAAACGACAAUUGUCAUUACUCAAAGCCGCCUCUUAUUCGGUCAAUGUGGGUGGAUAUGUUGUUUAUGGAACAUGCUCAAUCAGCUCUGCCGAGAAUGACAAGGUUGUUGAUCGUAUGGUGCGAAAAGGAAAGGUACCUAUGGAAGUAGUACAUAUGAGCUGGCCCAUGGGAGAAAAGACAGAGAAUGGCUGGAUCAUUUUGCCUGACAGAUCUGAUGGUUGGGGACCUCUUUAUUUCUCUCUUCUGAGAAGAACAGGUGUUUCUAAGGAAGGAGAAUGGAACGAUGAUGAAGAAGAGGAUGACGAAGAAGAGGAAGAGGAAGUAGAGGAGAAGAAGCCAAAGAAAAAAAGUUCAAAGAGUAAAAAAUAA